AGAAUAGGCAAAGGGGAAACAUGGAAGUGACUAACAAAUACAUAGUGAUAAAGCAUCACAUAGAAGAUGCUCCUAACGAUUCCCAUUUUGAGGUGAAAAAUGAGGCGUUUGGUCUUUCAAUUAAUUCAGGUUCUGAUGAUGUUAUAGUUAAGAAUCUAUAUAUCUCAAUUGACCCAUAUCUCAUUAAUCGCAUGAAAAGUUACAGCGCUUCCCACAAUGCUAUAAGCUUCUCAACUCCCUUAACUCCAGGCCAGGCUAUUGAUGCUAUUGCUAUUGGAAAAGUUGUGGCUUCUGGGAAUGUUAAGUUUGUGAAAGAUGAUUUGGUUAUGGGAGUAUUCACCUGGGGUGAGUACAGUGUGGUUAAAGAGCAAAGCAUAAUAAAAAAACUAGAGUCCUCUGAAUUUCCACUCACUUAUCAUCUAGGAGUUCUAGGAUUUAGUGGACUGACAGCUUAUGGGGGAUUUUUCGAAAUUUGCAAACCCCAAAAGGGUGAAAAAGUAUUUGUUUCAGCAGCAUCUGGAUCAGUUGGAAAUAUUGUAGGACAAUAUGCAAAACUUUUAGGUUGCUAUGUUGUUGGUUGUGCUGGGAGCCAAAAAAAGGUGGGACUACUCAAAGAAAAACUAGGAUUUGAUGAUGCCUUCAACUACAAAGAAGAAACAGAUCUAAACUCCACUCUUAAAAGGUACUUUCCUGAUGGAAUUGACAUAUAUUUUGACAAUGUUGGGGGAGAAAUGUUGGAGGCAGCAAUUAUAAACAUGAAAGCAUUUGGUAGAGUGGCUGUUUGUGGUAUAAUCUCUGAAUACACAGAUGCUGAAAAGAGAGCUUCACCAAACAUGCUAAAUAUCGUAUACAAAAGAAUCACAAUUAGAGGAUUUUUAGCUGCUGACUUUAUGAAUAUUUUCGCUGAUUUUUCUGCUAAAACAUCGGAUUAUGUCCGUAAUGGUCAGUUGCAAGUGAUCGAAGACAAGUCAUUGGGUGUAGAGAGCAUCCCUUCUGCAUUUGUUGGGCUUUUCAAUGGAGAUAAUGUUGGAAAGAAAGUUGUAGUUUUAGCAGGUGAGUGAUCAAGUAAUGAAUAGGUGGAUUAGUAAGAGAGACGUAAAUGUUAACAUUAUCUUUUAAAGAAUAAGAUUGUUUUUAACAAUACUUACUUUAAAUGAAGAUGGGGUGCUGGAAACUUCUUCAAUUUAUUCAAAAGUCUUUUAAAGUUUCAUCCA
This is a messenger RNA of Cicer arietinum (chickpea), 1214 nucleotides long. Its product is annotated as 2-alkenal reductase (NADP(+)-dependent)-like. Lineage: Eukaryota; Viridiplantae; Streptophyta; Magnoliopsida; Fabales; Fabaceae. The record is from RefSeq and is a predicted model, not a curated record. Gene Ontology annotation, molecular function: oxidoreductase activity, acting on the CH-CH group of donors, NAD or NADP as acceptor.